Rotaria sordida is the source of this 1290-nucleotide messenger RNA. NCBI's taxonomy places the organism in Eukaryota, Metazoa, Rotifera, Eurotatoria, Philodinida, Philodinidae. The record is from the annotation of a GenBank genome assembly.
AUGAAUUCUGUGUACCAUAUUAUCGUUCGUCGACUAUCAACUCAACAAAAUCAUUAUAAAUUAGUCAUCAUUGGGUCUGGAUGUGGUGGUCUAGCUUGUGCAUCGAAAUUUGCCAAAAAACUACCAAAAGAUAAUAUUGCUAUUAUUGAUAAGACUGAGAUACACACUUAUCAACCCGGUUGGACAUUAGUCGGUGCAGGACUAAAAACAGCUGAAGAAGUUGAAAAACCACAAACACAAUGUAUUCCAUCAAAUACAACUUGGAUUCAAUCGAAUGCGAAUCAAGUUGAACCAGAAAAAAACCAUGUUCAAUUAGACAAUGGACGAAAAAUUACCUAUGAUUAUUUAAUUGUUGCUGCUGGUAUGCAAAUAAAUUUCAAUAAAAUAAAAGGAGCUAUUGAUGCAUUAGACAAUGAUCCACAACAUGUAGUUAGUAUUUACACUCGAAAAUAUGUUACUAAUGUUUAUAAUGCACUAAAUAAUCUUCGUGCUGGUAACGCAAUAUUUACAUUUCCAGCUACAACUAUUAAAUGUCCUGGAGCACCACAAAAAAUUAUGUAUCUUGCUGAAGAUUUAUUCCGAAAAAAUAAUGUACGUGAUAAAAUUACAGUUACGUAUAAUACUUCAUUGCCAGUUAUUUUUGGUGUUAAAAAAUAUGCAGCUGCUUUAAUGGAAGUCGUUAAAAAACGAAAUAUUCAAUUAAAUACUCGAUUGAAUCUUGUUGAAGUACGGAAGGAUUCAAAAGAAGCUAUUUUCGAAAAUCUUGAUCAACCGGGUACUAUGAAAACAUUUAAAUAUGAUUUAUUACAUAUUGGUGCUCCAAUGCAACCACAUGAAUUUUUAGCAAAAUCUCCAUUAGCUGAUGCAAGUGGUUAUGUUGAUGUUGAUAAAGAAACAUUACAACAUAAGAAAUUUCCUAAUGUUUUUGCUAUUGGUGAUUGUACUAAUAUUCCAACAAGUAAAACAGCUGCUGCUGUUGCUGGAUCAAAUGAUAUUCUUGUUCGAAAUUUAAGUAAUUUAAUGUUUGGUAAUUCGGACAAAGUUCCAAAAUAUGAUGGUUAUACAAGUUGUCCAUUGUUGACCAGUUAUGGCAAAUGUAUUCUAGCUGAAUUUAUCUUUGAUGGAAAACCAUUAGAAACAUUUCCUGUUGAUCAAGGAAAAGAACGUCGAACUGCAUAUAUAUUAAAAAAAGAUAUCAUGCCAUCGCUAUAUUGGAACAUGUUAAUCAAAGGUACAUGGAAUGGACCAGCAACAUUCCGUAAAAUGUUUCAUCUCGGCAUGUCUAAAUAA